AUGGUGCUUCAGCAGUUUUUGGACGCCAGUGAUCAAGUGUUUCCGCCCACGAAGGAUCUUGGACAAGUGGGACCGGUCCAGUACCAUGUCCUCGUUGACGGAGGAUUCGGACAAGGUCUGCGAUUUGUGCGUCCUUACAGAGAUGCCAAAGCCGAUACCCCGGAGAAAAGGCGGUUCAAUGAAAAGCAUAGCAGCGCACGACGAAUGAUCGAGUCGACAUUCGGUAUAUUAACUCGAAGGUUUCAAAUUUUGAUGCAUCCAAUGCAAGUGAAUCCGUCCAGAGCAGGACGCAUAAUCAAGGCGCUGCCGGUAUUGCACAACCUUUUGCCAAGAAAACAAGACUUUUUGCAAGGUGUUCGACGAUUUGCGCCAGACGAGAGCACACUACAUUCAGUUGAACGAACUAUGACCGGGGGUGCUGCUGCAGCUAAAACGGUUGGAGAAAAAAUUACUUUGUACUAUACGCAGGUAUAUGGCCCCGCACGCGAAUGA
Cylicocyclus nassatus is the source of this 492-nucleotide messenger RNA. NCBI's taxonomy places the organism in Eukaryota, Metazoa, Nematoda, Chromadorea, Rhabditida, Strongylidae. The record is from the annotation of a GenBank genome assembly.